Molecule: messenger RNA, 4067 nt
Organism: Porites evermanni
Lineage: Eukaryota; Metazoa; Cnidaria; Anthozoa; Scleractinia; Poritidae
Source: the annotation of a GenBank genome assembly
AUGUCAGCAACAUUAAAACCAUACACCAGUGACGACGACUUCCGUAUUUUAAAGGGCGAACACGGAAAGAUUAACUGGAAAGAAUCUCGACUUAAAAGCUCAAGAUUUUAUUCAACUGUGGUUUCUAUUUUAAGAUUUUUACAAUGGUUUCUUGGCAUUCUUUUCUUUGGGCCAGUUCAACGUCUGUGGAGCCCUUCCCACAUCAUUUUGCCGUCAGCAAGUGUAACAGACAAUAAGCCAAAAAUGUCCCGAAUUUUCGUACUGGAUAGUGUUUCAUCCUGUGAUAACCUUCUAAAGUCGUACCGUGCACAGUAUCCUUUUAAGAUGAAUUUUGUUGGGCUAGACUGUGAGUGGGUGAACAAGAAAGGCCAGAAAAGCGCUCCUGUUGCUUUGCUUCAAAUUGCAACUCCCCUUUGUGACUGUUUUCUUAUUCGUUUGUGUAAAAUGGGGAAUCAUCUACCACAAACUGUAAGAGAUAUCUUGGAAGAUAAGAACGUCCUUAAAUUUGGUGUUGGUAUACAAGACGAUGCAAAGAAGCUUUCAGGGAUGUUUGGCAUGGCUGUGCUAGGCUGCGUGGAUCUCAGGCAUGUAGUACAGAGGUGCCGAUUGGAUCAUACUGGCGAGCGAAGGUACCUUAUCUGUAGUCAUACCUGCCUCUGUUGUCAUGGCAGCUGAUCAGUUUACCAUGAUAAGCACCCUCCCUCCUUGGGUGGUCAUUUGCGGGAGGUUUGACCACAUGAAAGAAAUUUUCAACUCUUUGUUGCAAUGCUUCAAAGCACCAAAGUAACAGUAAAUUUAUAACAAUUCCUGAGAGACCAGACUUGAACCAGUCUCAAAACAAGUUUCUUAUUGCAUUUUUCUUGAAAUGCUUGUCAUUUCAGUAAAGAAGUAUUUUGAGUUUGGAAGUCAAAGGGAAAGAUAAAUAUUCACUGCAUUUUUGGUUUUGUUUUACAGUAGUCACAAGAUGAGCCUUGAUGCCUUAGCCAAGAGAAUACUAGGUGUUGCAAUGGAUAAAUCGUGGAGGAUUCGAUGUAGCAAUUGGGAAGCAGAGCAGCUCAACACAAGACAGAUUGAAUAUGCUAUGAAUGAUGCUUUAGUUGCAAGCCACAUUUUUCUAAGACUAAUCAAAUUGAAGGACGAAGAAAGAAAAGUUAGCAGAACUUCUGACAUUUUUGAGGAUUGUUCUGAAAAGAAAUAUCAAGUUAUUCAAAAUGGUGAUUUGAUGUAUGCAGAUUAUUUUAACCACAGGGUCAGUGAAAAUGAAACUCAUUCUCAGUUAAAUGAAUUUGAUGCACUUGUUGAUGAGACAUCUUCUGUUGACAAGGAUUUGGCAACUAGCAGUGAAAGCCCUGACUGUCAUGUAGUAGGAAGAGAAACUAACAUUGCACUUGCCAUUGAAGCAAUUAAUAACCUUGAAUCACAAGAAACAGAGGACAAAGAAAAAUAUGACAUAGAGAGCAUGAGUCAUGAAAAAUCAAGUAAGGUUAAUGUAGUCAGCAGUCUUGAGAGCCAUCCUAGAGAAGAUGAUUUUACAUUUUGUGGUGAUUUUGUACCAGAUGCUGUUGACUGCACCACUGUCCGUACUUUUGACGAGGAGGACAUUUCUUUUGAUGGUUAUGAAGUCAUAGCAGACCUAAAUAAGAUGGUAUCUGAAGGAGGAGAAGGCUACUUUCCCAGAGAAGAAGUCAUCAAACUUUUGCAGGACACGUCCUUUUGCCAAAGAGCACAUUCUCUCUGUCAGGGAGUGACUGAUCUUGCAUUCAAGCAUAAAAAAGGGAAGGUUACAACUAAGAGGAAUACUAAGGAGAAUGACGAGGCAAAUGAAUAUCCUUCAAUUGCAACUGAUAAAAAGGCUUACAAGGGAAUAAGAACUGUGAGAAAAUCACCCCUUUACAUGAAUUGUAUGUUAGCAGCCCCAGAUGGUUCAAAGCUUUGCACUCUGAGUCGUAAAAAGGCAGAUUGGUACAUUGAAAAGGAACUAGGUGGGAAAAUCUAUCAGUACUUAUCUUACAAAGCAUUAGUUUAAUCUGUGUUUAUUUCUAAGUAACAACUGCAUAACUAACUAAUAUUGCUUGGUAUCUAACCCCCCCAGAACAGACUCGCAACACCAUUGGAUUCAAGCGGCUUAUAAAUAAUUUUAUCUUACACAUACAGAUAAUGAUUUAUUUUACCCUAAUAUACAUUUAAUACAAUACCUAAGGCCCAUCAAAAGAGUAAAUCACAAAAUCAUCAUCAUAUUAUUGGUUUCCUAACUAGUCUGUAUUAAAUCGUACACUAAGGUUAUCAAUGUAUUUAUUUCACGAUUACAUAUUCACUGAACUCUGCUGCUGUUACAUGCCAUUAACUUUCAUUGUAAGAGCUUAUUGAUUAUAGGUACACAGGUCAAAACAACAGGAGAGAACCUUUAAAAAUAUUUAUUAGAGUCUUUUUGACAGAUAGGAUUCCUCAUUUCUUGUUUGAAUUGUUAAAUAGAUUAGCAUACAUGCGUCAUACAGCUGUGUAACUGUAGAACAACCAUUAAAAAUGAUCUACUUUUUUGUAGGGGAACUAACUGGUCUUGACCCGUACACUGUCCAGCUCAAAUUUGAACCAUCAGGAAGGCCAGGAUCAGAAGACUCAUAUUACCUUAAUUUCAAGGACAACAUUUGUGUUGUUUGUGGAAGAGAUGAUAGUUACUUAAGGAAAAACGUCGUGCCGCAUGAAUACCGUCGUUAUUUCCCAUCCUUCAUGAAGGACCGUCACUCACAUGAUAUCCUCUUAUUGUGUUCUGAGUGCCACUCUUUAUCAAACUGCUAUGAUUCAAAACUGCGAGCAGAGCUGUCAGAAAAGUAUAAUGCUCCACUAGGUAAGGGUUUCUGGGUAAGGUAUACAGACAACUCUCUCUAAGACUAACACCUUUGGGACCUGACCAGCACUAAGAGUCUAUCUUAGAGAGAUGUCCAUCAAUAAAGAGAGUAAAGGAAGGCAGGGUCCAACCAUAAAUGACCAUUUUACUUAGGUGUCCAUCUGAUACAGGUGUCCAUUAAGAGAGAGUUCACUGUAUGUCAUUCAACCAGAGGGCUCUAUUAUAGCAUUACACUCUACCUUUUUAAAUUUUACCACCUUCUCCUUAAUUUUGUAUUAACUGGCAGUUGGCAUUGCCCAGGUAAAGUUGCAAGCCUAACUACUGUAGGAUGAACCCAACCUAGCUCAUGCACAGAUGCCCCCUCCCCUAAAAAAGAGGGGGUGUCUGUACACAGGAAAGGUCCAAACUGGCCUAAGCUAACUGAAGGUGACAGGAACUUGGCNGGCUCUAUUAUAGCAUUACACUCUACCUUUUUAAAUUUUACCACCUUCUCCUUAAUUUUGUAUUAACUGGCAGUUGGCAUUGCCCAGGUAAAGUUGCAAGCCUAACUACUGUAGGAUGAACCCAACCUAGCUCAUGCACAGAUGCCCCCUCCCCUAAAAAAGAGAGGGUGUCUGUACACAGGAAAGGUCCAAACUGGCCUAAGCUAACUGAAGGUGACAGGAACUUGGCCUGAUAUUAAGAGACUUACUUAAAACCUGUAGCACCCAACUCAUUGACACAGUCAUGAGUUAACACAGUUUAAUUCUAUGCUUAGAACAUACUAAAAUGUUACCAAUCCUUUUGUCAUAUUUAAUCACUUUAAUUUUGACCUUUCCUUUAAGGAAACGCCACCGUUGCUCGUCUUACCAACGAUUCAGAACUGAGCAAAGUCAAGUCCGCUGCAAAGGCCUUAAACUAUGCAUAUGACAGGCUCCCUGAGGAAAGGCGUGAAACCUUAUUAACCUGUGUUAAGAAUUACUUCAAUGUUCAGGUUGUUACCCAAGAAAUGAUCUCCCAAGCUGUAGUCAUGGAAACAGCAAAGGAAAAUCCCAAUUUUGUGUCUCAUGGACAUGAAGUGGUGAGAAAGAUUCGCGAGGAAGGACAAUUGCUCGAGUUUGAGAAAAUGUGGCGGAAACACUUUAUCGAUACAAUGCGCCCGCAGUACCUUCCGCCUUUGUGGUCAGUAGACCAUCGUCACGAAACAUUAAAGGAAAAACUUGAGAACAAAGUCGACAGCUGA